CCAGGCGGACUCUACAGUCAGUCAGUCUCAGAGGGGUGACCCAGGAUCUGCCCAGCCUUCUCCCUCCUGGCUGACAGCUGACAGCUGACUGACGGAGAUGAGCCGUAGAGGAGAACAGGAGGAAGAGCCGAAGUGCGUUUUCCUGUGAAAAGGGGAGGAAAGGGUCUGUGGUAUUGCUUCGCGGAGAGGAGAAGACGAAGAAGAACGAUGUCCUAACUAGGGGAGUUGUUUCAGCAGCAGAGAGCGGCCUGCAGGCCCGGUGAGUGUUGCAGGAAUACCGAGAGUGUCAGCGGGGGGUGGGGGGGUAUUCCCUGCUGGGAAUAUUAUCCAGGAUGCAAACAUUUGCACGGAGGGGAUAUUAAACUUCACGUUCCCUCUGCAGCAUCUCUCGGGCCUCUUCGUGUGUGCGUGUGUGUGUGUGUGUGUGCGUGUUUGUUUUCGCGCCGGAGUGCGCGACAGUGAGCAGGACUAUGAGUCUGGUGUCAGGCUACCCUCACCACCCGAUCAUGCACCACCACGACAGCCACCACUAUUCGCUGCACGCGGCGGCGGCCGGACGGUGCCACGAGGACACCGGGGCGCCUCCGUACUUCACGAGCUGGCUGAUCAGCCACGCGGACAUGUCGCCCACAGAGUACAGCCUCGCGCCGGGCUACAGCCCGGAGUACCACACCAACAGCGGGGGCGACUCCUCCGGCGGCCUGGACGCGCGCCACCACCACCACUACGGACCCGGGAACCAUCUGAUCCCGGGCCCCGGCAGCAUCUCUAUGAACGGAGCCACGGUCGGCAUGCACCACCACCACCACGCACACCCACGAACCAUAAAGCGGAGACCCACUGCAAAUCGCAAGGAGAGGCGACGGACCCAAAGCAUCAAUUCGGCCUUCGCGGAGCUCAGGGAGUGCAUCCCCAACGUCCCGGCCGACACCAAGCUGUCCAAGAUCAAGACUCUGCGGCUGGCCACCAGCUACAUCUCCUACCUGAUGGACAUCCUGGACAAGGACGGCCAGCACGGAGACACGCAGGCGUUUAAAGCCGAGCUGAAAAAAACGGAGGCACGGGAGGAACGCAGGAAAAGAGAGGCGGUGGAGAUCCCUAAAGCUGCCUCUUCGUCUUCGUCCUCCUCAUCAGUAGGAGAUAAGAAGAGCAAAGGUCGGACAGGAUGGCCUCAGCAUGUCUGGGCUCUGGAACUCAAACAGUAGUGACCCCUCCACUCCCACUUCCGCUCCUAAAUUUGACCCCCGGGUUUUUGAUGGACAGUGCGUGCCUCUGCACUCUCGGGCUCCCCACAGCGACGGGGCCGGAUGGACGCUGCAGACGGUCGUCCUACUGCUUGGCCACGGUCUCGGUUGGACCCCGGGAAGAAGAAGAAGAAGAAGAAGYGACGUGUCCCCAGGAAGGAGCCUGGGUUUGGGCUGAGGUCCAUCUCGACAGGCACAGACGGAGUUAUGUCCCCUGCCACCCUUCUGAACAAACCAAACCAUCCCCACCCCAAACACACACACAUACACACACAUUUACAUGCAUUUGUUUACCAAUGUGUUUGCGUAGUUGACCACACAAAUGGGGAAUUGUGUGUGUUUUAUUUAAGGGAAUAUAUUUAUGUUUAAUGUGGCCAUUAAACGGGUUUCUGCUGGAACUCUCACUCGGAUGUAUGUGAACACAUCUCUCUCUCUCUCCUAUUGCAGUUUUAGGUUGUAAACGUAGUGCCGUCACGCCACUGACAAAGUGUCUGUGUUUUUAUGUGAAAACGUGCUGGGAGUCUAAAUAAUGCUUGUUGUGGGAUGUAAACGAUGUCGUGAAAAGAAUAAAAAGCACCACUUGGUGAAAUGGUGGCUGGUUCAAACUGGGCUCAUCUCUGCCUCUCACUCAGCAGUGUCAGCGCUGCA
Molecule: messenger RNA, 1892 nt
Organism: Poecilia reticulata (guppy)
Lineage: Eukaryota; Metazoa; Chordata; Actinopteri; Cyprinodontiformes; Poeciliidae
Gene: hand2
Product: heart and neural crest derivatives expressed 2
Biological process (GO): heart development; regulation of transcription by RNA polymerase II
Molecular function (GO): DNA-binding transcription factor activity, RNA polymerase II-specific; protein dimerization activity; RNA polymerase II transcription regulatory region sequence-specific DNA binding
Source: RefSeq, a predicted model, not a curated record